GGAGGAGGAGGAGGAGGUACAAGAAGACUUCACCGUCACUCAGUCACACAGACCGCGCACCCCAAGGCAGCGGAGCGUCACUAUUUCAGCUCCAUCGGUGACUAUCUUCUCCCGUCAAUCUAAUACGUGUACUCAAUACUUCCAUUCACGGGAUUACAUCGACAGUCGGUGCCUUUUUUGUUCUUCAUCAUCUCCGGAGUUGUCUGAGUCGAUUUUAUUUGAGCAGACUGAUGAUGUGAAAAGUUUGCGAUUUUUGUUUUUUCUAAGGCAGCGAACUAAUCUACAAGAGGAGAAGAGGGACAUCCUCAUCGGUUUAUCUCAGCUCCUGCAUCUGCCGCUGGAGGAACUUCUGAGAGCGCACUGGACGGAAUAAAAGGAUUUGGAGAAAAUGAAGAGUUUUUGCGCAGUCCAUCAACAUCAGCUCAUCCUGCUAUUGGCUGCUGCCAUGGUGACGGCCAUGGAUUCGUCACACAGCCUGGCCAGUGAGAGGAGUUCAAUAGAAAGCACGUAUGAGCUGACCAAAUACCUGGAGUAUCAGCUGAAGGAAAUCAAAGAUGUAUAUCUCACCUACCUGGGGCCUCCGUUCAACGAGAAAGACUUCUCCCCACCGCGGCCCAACAGCACGGCUCUGUCCCUGCCCAGUGCGGCCACCCGCCUGGAGCUGUGGCAUGGCCUGGAGAACCAAGCCCGGCUCGCCCAGAACCAGAAGGCUUACUCUGUGCUGCUAGCGGCUGUCAGGGAGUUGGCUCGCUCCACCCUCUGCCCCUCCCUCAAGACCUCCCUGCUGCACUUUUGCACAGGCUUGGACGGACUGCUGGGCUCAAUAUCCGCGCUGAUGACCACGCUCGGUUACACACUUCCCCCUUCAUCUGCAAACAUGAGAAGUAACGCAGGCGAGCUGCAGUACACUCAGAGGGUGGCAGGAGGCGACCGACCGGCUCCACUGAUGAGCCAGAGCCUGUACAGGCCUAAAGCCGGGACGAGGACAGAGUCCAGUCAGCGUAACAACCAGAAACGUAGCGGGAUGAGGUUGAUCAGAGGAGAGCGGGAGGACGGCGUCAACGUGGACCUGAUGGAAAAGAGAAGGGGGAAAGAGGGGAGGAGAGCAGAGGCGACCACAGCCGGAGGAAGGAGUGGCGGAUCGAGGGAGAAGGGAAGAGGAGAAAGAGGGCGGAGAGGAAAGAGGGAGGAGCCUGAGAGCAGGUGGGCAGCCAGCGAAUUAGAGAGCGUAGGGGAGGAGGGAGAGGAGGAGCUGGAGCGAGAGGUAGGGGCGGAGGGAUGGGGGAGCAGGAGGUUGUUGAGUAUCAGCGAGGAUGGAGAGGAGAACGAGAGGCAGUCGGAACCUGGGGUCGGGUCGUUGUACCUGGGCACACAGAGCUCCAGCUCCCUUCGACAGCCAACCAUUGAAAACAACAACGACAACAAUCAGUAUAGCUACAACCUGUACUCACACCCCCCCGACACACUCAGGAAGGAAGAUGGAUUUAUUGUAGUGAAAAGCCGAGGGCUAAUGGUGGUGGAGGAAAAGCAAAUAGAUAUGCAAGCUACCUCCUCUUCCUCCGCUUUCUAUCACCAGCGUCGGCCUCCACGCUCCCUCUUCUCCCCCACCCUCCCACCUCCUCUCGACACCCUCUCCCUCCUCUACCAGUUCGGAGCAGGUGAGAAGCACACCCUCCUGCCCCAGCCCGUCCCUCUGUCUUUACAAAGGGGCACCUCCCUCCUUUCACCUCCUCUGACUCCGCUGCUCUCCUCCACCUCCUCCUCUUCCUCCUCUUCACUCCUGUCAGUGCGGCCAACAAUGAACGACUUUGCCAGGAAGGUGGAGGGGUUUUGGAUAUUGCGGGAGCUGCAGAGUUGGUUGUGGCGAUCGGCGAAGGACUUCAACCGCCUCAAGAAGAGACUCCGAGGUUGAAACACUGAAACGAGACUGGACACUUCACGCGGGCGCGCGUGCACACACACACACACACACACACACACACACACACACACACACACACACACAAAUGUGCAGUAUAUUGGAAAUCUAUUUGCACAAAAUCUGAGUGGAAACGAACUGAGAGCUUCAACAGACAAAAGCAUAUAAACACACUCAUGCUUAACACACUCAUUCAUACUGUACUGGAAUAAGUGAAUGAAGUACUUGGCCGGUCACCAGAAGCGCUAAUGGAAUAUAACACACACAAAGCCAACACAUUACCAGCACUGUCACCAGCCUGGUGCACAUAGCAGCUCAUUGAGCGAGACACACUGAGACUGGGCCGAGUUACCGGACUUCACGGCUCAUAGAUCAACAGAAAUACCACUGUAGGUGGUUAGACACACACGCACACACGAGGGGAGACUUAGUGACGAGGGGGACAGUGCAGCCAUUGAGCGAAAACUGAUUCAGUGACCCCCAGAUGUGUGAAUCAGCAAACAUUCGUUUUUUUCUAAAGGCAGAAGGGAAAAUUUCUGAAUGGGAAAAAGACAAAAGGAGAGAGGGGAGAAAUGGCCAGACGGGCGAAGAGGGCACGGAGGAAGAGGCAGAGAGGGAGAGGAAGACGGGAGGAGGCGUGAGUCAGGAAAUAACGGGCAGAGUGGUAUUGCUGAGUAAUCGAAAGAUGGCUGGUCAGUUACAGUAACUCUACAAGAGCGCUACACAUGCUGUCCAGACAGAGAGGUGGUCAAACACACACACACACACACACACACACACACACACACACACACACACACACACUGCUGCUUUUGAUUUAGUGCUCAUAACCUUUAUCCUUUUUAAAGAUUUCAUUCCAUAGCAAGAAUUUUUUAACACAAUCUUACACAUUUUUUAUAAUGGAUUUAUUUGCCUACAAAAAAAUCUCAGUAGAUUAGCAGUCAAGACAUUUGGAAUUGGGAAAUUGUUUUUGGGAAAUAGCUUAGAAAGAGAAGACUGGAAACAGGGAGUCAGCAAGCCUGGCUCUGUCCCCAUCUGCCUACAGCUAGCACCUCUAACACUCACUAGUUACCCUAUUGUAUCCCGUUUAUUUAAUAUGUACAACAGCUGAAGUGUAAAAAUGUCAAGUUGCAGUUCUCGAGUCUUGUUCUCACCUUGAGAUUGCCACAAAAAUCUGCAGAGACUCAAGGUCCAAAGUCCCUAGUCCUUACCAAAAAGUGGUUCAGCAUUUAAACCCUGCAUAAAACCUGUCACUUUUAACGUUGUGGUAAUCAAACCAUUAUUCGUAUGGAGACAGUUCCAGUGUACAUUUCCCCUCUGAAACCACAAAUUGCCAAUUUUACAUAAUAAUAUUUGCAUGAAUUAAAAAAACAAAACAAGACAUGACGUUUUAAAAAGUGAUCUUAAGAAGUGCUGCUCUCAAGCACCGGCUCCGCAGCUGCACUUGCUGAUAUGCACCUCCUUAAAUAUGGAAGUGCAGAUCAAGGCCCCGGCAGCGACCAAGACACCACAUGGUGACUGGUCAAAACAGGCGGCUUGUGUUUCUGUUUCAUGUAGCGAAGCCGUUUCCACUGCACAGUUUCGGCUAGUCAAAACAACAGCAGUCUGCCGCUGUCAAUGAAAAUAUGGUGACGGUACAGUCGGUCUGUGGAAUACAAUUAAAGCACCACGUGACCUGGUCAUUAAUGAUACAUCCAUGUGGUGUUGACGUGGUGCUAUCAAUGGGUGAAAUCUGACGCCCAACCAUAAAUCAGAGCCUACACUGUAGGUAUCUAUGUCGGCACCUCCCUUCUGUGGAUCGUAAAUCUGACUUCAGUCUUUCUGCUAAGCUAAACUCACCAUCAGACAUGAGGGUGCUAUCAAACUACUUGUCCAACCCUUGAAAGCAAGAAAGUUCCCAAACCGUCAAACUGCUCCUCUUAGUCACUUCGCACUCCUUAACCCAAAAAUUAGGCACAGUGAGGUGGAUGUUUCAUGCCUUUUUAAACGUGACACGUGUUCAAUUUUUUUCUCCCCUUUUUGCAAUUUAGCUUGUUUUUCAGUCUGCGUUUUUGCAAUGUGCCUUGGAUGACAUGGCUAAAGGUUAUGGAUCAUAUCUCUAUAAUAUUUAUUGAACAAGAUGUUUAUUUAUUGUUUUCUCCAGUGUGAAAAUACUGUUUUGUUACUCAAGAGAGAAUAAAUAGUAGCUUUUGUA
Molecule: messenger RNA, 4112 nt
Organism: Scophthalmus maximus (turbot)
Lineage: Eukaryota; Metazoa; Chordata; Actinopteri; Pleuronectiformes; Scophthalmidae
Gene: clcf1
Product: cardiotrophin-like cytokine factor 1
Exons: 3
Coding region: 389-1912 (507 amino acids)
Source: RefSeq, a predicted model, not a curated record